AUGGGCAGCGCCAGCCCCGGCCUGAGCAGCGUGUCCCCCAGCCGCCUCCUGCCGCCCCCCGACACUGUGCUGCGGACAGGCCUGGAAAAGGUGGCCGCAGGGGCGGUGGGGCCCGAGAGACGGGACUGGCGCCCCAGCCCACCUGCCACGCCUGAGCAGGGCCUGUCUGCCUUCUACCUCUCCUACUUUGACAUGCUGUACUCCGAGGACAGCAGCUGGGCCGCCAAGGGUCCCGGGGCCAGCGCUCGGGAGGAGCCACCUGAGGAGCCUGAGCAGUGCCCGGUCAUCGACAGCCAAGCCCCUGGGGGCAGCCUGGACUUGGCACCGGGUGGGCUGAUGCUGGAGGAGCACUCCCUGGAGCAGGUGCAGUCCAUGGUGGUGGGCGAGGUGCUUAAGGACAUCGAGACGGCCUGUAAGCUACUCAACAUCACUGCAGACCCCGUGGACUGGAGCCCUGGCAACGUGCAGAAGUGGCUCCUGUGGACAGAGCACCAGUACCGGCUGCCGCCCGUGGGUAAAGCCUUCCAGGAGUUGGGGGGCAAGGAGCUGUGUGCCAUGUCGGAGGAACAGUUCCGGCAGCGCUCCCCUCUGGGUGGCGACGUGCUGCACGCCCACCUGGACAUCUGGAAAUCAGCGGCCUGGAUGAAAGAGAGGACUUCCCCCGGGACCGUCCACUACUGCGCCUCCACCAGCGAGGACAGCUGGACCGACAGCGAGGUGGACUCAUCCUGCUCCGGGCAGCCCAUCCACCUGUGGCAGUUCCUCAAGGAGCUGCUGCUCAAGCCCCACAGCUAUGGCCGCUUCAUCCGGUGGCUCAACAAGGAGAAGGGCAUCUUCAAAAUCGAGGACUCCGCCCAGGUGGCCCGGCUGUGGGGCAUCCGCAAGAACCGGCCUGCCAUGAACUACGACAAGCUGAGCCGCUCCAUCCGCCAGUAUUACAAGAAGGGCAUCAUCCGGAAGCCGGACAUCUCCCAGCGCCUCGUCUACCAGUUUGUGCACCCCAUCUGA
Messenger RNA from Callorhinus ursinus (northern fur seal), 1008 nucleotides. It is a transcript of the gene SPDEF, whose product is annotated as SAM pointed domain containing ETS transcription factor. Gene Ontology annotation, molecular function: sequence-specific DNA binding; DNA-binding transcription factor activity, RNA polymerase II-specific. The record is from RefSeq and is a predicted model, not a curated record. Gene Ontology annotation, cellular component: nucleus. Lineage: Eukaryota; Metazoa; Chordata; Mammalia; Carnivora; Otariidae. Gene Ontology annotation, biological process: cell differentiation; regulation of transcription by RNA polymerase II.